Messenger RNA from Branchiostoma floridae (Florida lancelet), 1830 nucleotides. Its product is annotated as proteoglycan 4-like. The transcript is spliced from 5 exons. Lineage: Eukaryota; Metazoa; Chordata; Leptocardii; Amphioxiformes; Branchiostomatidae. The coding region runs from base 149 to 1660 and encodes 503 amino acids. The record is from RefSeq and is a predicted model, not a curated record.
UAUUGUAAAUUGCAGCGUUGCCCCUGGCAACAACAUGGCGUGCGGGUGGAAUCCAUAACAAACCCGCCGUCCCUUUGUACCGGUGCAUGUUCCUGGAUGAUUUGCGGUUGCUGCUCUCUUCUGCGUUUGCCGAGUUGUCGGAUUCACCAUGCCAGUGAACAUUCAGCAGAAGAAGAGGGUUGAAGACCGAUACAAUCCCAACACAUACAGGAUCUUCAAUGACACCAUCCCAGAUGCCAGCCUACCCCCCCUGGCCAAGCCACCCCCUCCGGCCAAGCCGACAGGCAGGGAGACGCCCCCCCUGCCCAUCAAGAAAGACGGGGAGACCCGGGGGAACAUGCCCCACCCCCUGGACGUGGGAUUCCUUAGGAAGGACCCUCGACUCAUCAACGAACCGAUCUGCCACGUCAGCACGUGGGACACGGCACACAUACAGCACCAGUGGUGGCCGGAUAAGGUACCAGAUGACACCAGGAAACAGCCGAACUUCGACCCCUCCACGACCCAGAGGGCGGACUACCUGCUGAAGGACGGGACCCCGCCUGGACAGACCAGACACGCCAGCAACCCUAACAUUUCCCCAGCACAUGGCAUAGCUCCCGUGACGUUUCUGCGCCCGCGGAGCGCGGAGGGGCCGCGGGUCCUGCUGGAACAGAUCUCGUACCAACACCAGUACAACAGCAGGCUGGACCCCAACCAACCAAUCAGGGCCAAGCGCCAUGGCAGUUUUGUGUGGAGCAACUUGAAACCGUCCGUCCCGUCCGAGGUCACGUCAGAGGCCAGCUCGUCCCACGCCUCAUCGCAGGAGGGUUCGCGCCGGUCGUCCGCCGCCCUGGAGGGGCCCAGAGAAGCCCUGGUGCCCGCGGAGGAGCCUGAGGGGAGACUAGAGGACACCUGGCACCCGCAGACGCCUGGUGACCAGACUACAGAAUCUCCUGCACCACAGGAGCCUAACGCAUCCGUCCUUCCUGCACCCAAACCGAAAGCUCUGACACCGAAAGCCUCCAAACCGACGUCCAUCAUCCACUCCCCAGAGGCGAAACCUCAGGCAGGGAACGGGCGCUCCCCGGCGGGAUCCAAGCCAGGUUCCGCCGGCGGGUUCUCCACGGGCUCGAAGCCUCUGUCGGCAGGCUCGCAGCAUCCGUCCAGAGCGCCGUCAGCAAAGUCGCUCCAGUCCGCCCUAGCGGCCGGGAUGCCGCAGCUGACCAGGGCUCCAUCGGGGUCACAGGUCGUGUCGGGGUCACAGGUCGUGUCCGCCCCUACAUCCAGGCGGUCGAGCGCCGGGUCCCUGAGGCCGCCGUCCGACCAGCUGGGCACGCCGGUCAGACUUCCGCCGGGCAAAUCCAUCCAGGACCUGCAGGGGCCGCUCAAGCUGCAGGUGCCGUCGGGAACCACAGGUGAGCCGCAGGUGCCCGCACCUGUGACGUGUGCGUCACCUGGUGGAGCCACGUCGCACGGAGGCAGCCCCACUUCCAAGAGGAACAUGACGCCCGUUGCCACGGAGGUGUUUGCGCCGGCGGAUUUGUACCGUCCGAUGAACUCCCGUCCCGAGAGCAUGAAGUCGUCGCGGAGCAGUGGUCGGGGUUCGCGGAGAGCACGUGCUUCUCCUGGGUCCGUCCACGCGCAACCGAUGUCCGACACACUGCCACCUGUCGGCUGAACGAUGAACUGCAGAGGGUUUUGGAAAGUAAUCUUUGAAUGGGAGAAUGGGACUGAAAUAUGUACAUGUCAUCUAACAUGAGGCUGGUCACUUUUAUUUGGAAAGGCACAAAAGUCUAAACUGCUCCAUUUUGGGAGGCCUACAUUUUUUACCUGUAUCUGGAUAUAACA